AUGGCUUAAGUGAAUAAAAGGAAGCAAUCUAAAUCUUUGGAUGAUAGUGAAGUAGCAAUUAUCAAAUUAAGUGAUAGUAUAGAGUGAAGCAGUGUAAGGUAGGUGGAUAAAGGAAGAGCAUUAGAAAUUUGUAGAAGCAUUGAGUAUACAUGGAAAGAAUUGGAAAAAAGUUGAAGAAUAUGUUGGUACAAGAAGUGGAGCAUAAAUAAGGUAUUUUUAUAUAUGAUAAUUGUAUCAGAUCUCAUGCCUAGAAAUUUUUCAAUCGUUUAGAGAAAGAAUUUAAUCAAUAAUUUAAUGGACUGAAGAGUUCUGAAAUUAAGGAAAUCUUUGAAAAUAAGAAGUUUCAUUAAUUUUCUGAAGAAGAAUAAAUACAAAGAAAAUAAAAGAAUAACUCUAUUAUAGGUAUGACAUCAUAUUUUAAUAAUUUUAUUUUUAGAUGUAUCCGAUGAUGAAAUCCAAAUUAAUGUAGAAUCUAUGUAAAUGGAAUCUAACCAAUAAUAAUAAUAAAUUAAAGCCCAAUUGCAAUAAGGUAUUUUAGACCUCAAUUUACCUGAUUCACAAAUACAUAAUCCUACUAAAGAAUAAGUCACAAAAUAUCAAUAAUAAUAAAAGAAAAUCUAAAACAAACUAUAAGAUGUUUAAGAUAUAAAUCAAUUACCAGAUGAACUCCUUAAAGAAAUAUGUAAUUUACAUAACGAAAAAGGAAAUAUUAUGGCUAUUUAAUAGAUUCAAAAUGCUUAUUAAUCUAUUUCAGAAGUUGAUCUUAAUGAUGAAUUGUAGAAUUAAUAAAUACAAUUAGAGUAGAAACAACCUUCUAAAUUAGAUCAAGAUAAUAAUUUAGAAUCUAGACCAGGAAAUGAUGAGUCCUUUUUUCAUUUUAUCAUGUAUUCAAUAUCUCAUUAAAACCCAGAGCUAAAAUAUCAAAGUAUUUAAAUAAUAGGAAAUUGAGGUUAUCUGAUUUAAUAAAUGUACCAAAAUCUGAAAAGGAAAGCUAAUUAGAUUCUCAUCCACAAAAAUGUGAUCAAUAAUAAGAAGUAGAAGGACAAAGAAGUAGAAAAUAAUCAUUUACUUUUUAUAACGAUUAAGAUGAAGAAAAUGAAGCUAGAUAUUAGAAUCUUAAGAAAACUAAAAAAGAAUGA
Paramecium pentaurelia is the source of this 1139-nucleotide messenger RNA. NCBI's taxonomy places the organism in Eukaryota, Ciliophora, Oligohymenophorea, Peniculida, Parameciidae. The record is from the annotation of a GenBank genome assembly.